GGACAGCAAAGUCAAACCAGCCGGAGAGGAGGCCGUCGAUCACCGCCUGUGGUCGAAUAAAUAAUGAGGGCCAUGGCCCAAGGCUAGCUAGAGUUAAAAGCUUCUGGAAUUGUUCGCCCGGUCAAACGAGCCUCGAAUGACACGGCGAUAUUAACGAAGACAAUAAGCGAAGGUCUUAUCUUCCCCUCGGUAGCUCCAACUUUGUCGCAUGAACCCUGCUAGUGCAAAGCCUCUUUGCUAUUGUCUGCCCUGAUCCAUAAAACGAUGAAAACACGGCCCUUUCCAUAAUACCACCAGGGUAGGAAGGUUCCGUUUGCCUUAUAUCCCAGCCAUUCUUAAUAUCUUUCUUUCCCUGUCGUUCAUGUACCAACAGCACCCUCCUCCACAGCUGGCGGAACCAUGACCCAAUGGCCAUCAUCCGCAGCACCAAUAAUGAUCCUAACCUAGCCGAAGACUUCGCCAUCGCCUGCUUCAUCGCCGUCUCCUGGUACAAUGCCAUCGAACUCAUCGUCCUGUGCUUCAUCACCUUCAAGAAACGCGGCGGCUUCUACUUCUGGGUCCUCCUCAUCUCCUCGAUCGGUAUCAUCCCCUUCGGUCUCGGCUACAUCCUCCUCAUCUUCGACAUCUAUCCCGGCUACUUCUCCGUCUCGCUCGCAGACGUAGGAUGGUGCGCCAUGGUAACGGGCCAGUCCCUGGUCCUCUGGUCCCGACUCCAUCUUGUCGUCUACUCCCGCAUGAUCCUGCGCGCCUCGCUCGCCAUGAUCAUCAUCGACGGAGUCAUCCUGCACACCAUCGGCUGGGUCUUCGAGAUGGGCGCCCAGUCCCCGCGGUCCGGAUGGUUCACGCCAGCGUUUAGUAUCUUCGAGCGCGUCCAGCUCAUCGGCUUCUCCAUCCAGGAAAUCAUCCUCUCAGUCAUCUACACCAGGGCCGCGCUGCAACUCCUCAGACUGCGUCCCAGACGCCAAUACCGUUCGACCCUGGUCCAGCUGGUCAUCGUCAACAUCCUCUUCAUCCUCAUGGACGCCGCCAUCGUCAGCUUCCAGUACGCGGGGCUCUUCCACGUGCAUGUAUCCUUCAAGGCGAUGGUGUACAGCGUCAAGCUCAAGCUCGAGUACGCGAUCCUGGGGAAACUGGUGCACAUGUCGAAAAUGUCGCAAUCGAAUUCCGCGCCGACGGAUCGGUCCGAGGCGGUGGAGAUGUCGUCGCGGAGGACGAAUAAUCGGUCGCAUCUGGAGCAGACGAGGGAGCAUCGCGAGAGUCAGACGAGUAUUAUUCGUGAUGGAGCGGAGUUUGAUGGUGAGGAUCUGGCGGAUUGUUCGCGGACGGGCUCGUUGAAGGGGUCGUUUCCGUCUAGCAAAGAGCCGGAUGCUGCGUGUGUUGAGGUGGGUCAUAGGUUGUAGCAGCCAUUAAGGGUUGAUGAAUGAUGUAUAUAUGGAAGGGAAGACUCGGCCUGACGUGGUCAUAUUUCUUUUGUAUAUAAGCUGGGAGUAAUAAUAUUUAAGUACGACAGGUCAUUGGCAGGUUCAUUGGGAGGUGCGUAUAUAUAUAUAUGCAUUAUAUGUGCACUG
This is a messenger RNA of Aspergillus novofumigatus IBT 16806, 1568 nucleotides long. RefSeq lists its product as uncharacterized. Lineage: Eukaryota; Fungi; Ascomycota; Eurotiomycetes; Eurotiales; Aspergillaceae. The coding region runs from base 408 to 1400 and encodes 330 amino acids. The transcript has a single exon. The record is from RefSeq and is a predicted model, not a curated record.